AAAUUUUGACGUCAUUUCUUCUGUAGUAAGCCGGCCACGUCAACUUCGAGAAAAAAGACCACCUUUUCAGAGUAAAGCUGACAAGAUGGCCACGUUGGCAGAGCAGCCAUGUUAUACCCUGAUCAACAUUCCCUCUGACGCAGAGCCUCCAACUGAGUUGCAGCUUAGACAGGAUUUAGAAAAAGGAGACAUUAAGACCAAGACAGAGGCACUGAAAAAGACAAUCCAACAGAUUCUGAAUGGAGAGAAACUCCCCUCUUUGUUGAUGGCUAUUAUUAGAUUUGUCAUGCCAAUCCAGGAUCACAUGAUCAAGAAGUUAUUGCUGAUCUUCUGGGAGGUGGUCCCUAAAUAUACACCUGACGGCAAGAUGUUACACGAGAUGAUUCUGGUCUGUGAUGCCUACAGAAAGGAUUUGCAGCAUCCCAAUGAGUUUAUCCGAGGCUCCACCCUGAGGUUCCUGUGUAAGUUAAAGGAGGCGGAGCUGUUAGAGCCCCUGAUGCCCGCCAUUAGACAGUGUCUGGAGCAUCGACACUCCUAUGUCAGAAGGAAUGCUGUACUGGCUAUCUAUACCAUCUACAGGAACCAUGACUCCCUGAUCCCAGAUGCACCUGAACUGAUUGCCAAGUUCUUGGAGGGAGAGCAGGAUAUGUCCUGUAAGAGAAACGCCUUCAUGAUGCUGAUCCAUGCAGAUCAGGAGAGAGCCCUGAACUACCUGAGUAGCUGUAUUGACCAGGUCAACUCCUUUGGGGACAUUCUACAGCUGGUUAUUGUGGAGCUGAUCUAUAAAGUCUGUCACAAUAACCCCUCUGAGAGAGCUCGUUUUAUCCGCUGUAUUUACAACCUCCUGAACUCCCAGAGUCCCGCUGUUCGCUACGAGGCAGCUGGUACCCUAGUCACCUUGUCUAGUGCCCCUACAGCAGUCAAGGCUGCCGCUAGCUGUUACAUUGAACUGAUCAUCAAAGAAAGUGAUAACAAUGUCAAACUAAUUGUGUUGGAUCGACUGAUUGCACUGAAGGAGGUACCUGCCCAUGAGAAAGUCUUGCAGGACCUUGUGAUGGAUAUUUUGAGAGUCCUCAGUGCCCCUGAUUUAGAAGUAAGGAAAAAGACCUUGACCCUGGCCCUUGACCUUGUGUCCUCAAGGAACAUUGAAGAGAUGGUCCUGGUGCUCAAAAAAGAAGUGGUAAAGACUAACAAUGUAGAACAUGAGGACACAGGGAAGUACCGACAGCUGCUGGUCAGAACCCUCCAUCAGUGUUGUAUCAAAUUCCAGGAUAUUGCCACCACCAUUAUACCUGUGUUGAUAGAGUUCCUGGGAGACCAGAAUGAGCUUGCUGCUUUAGACGUGCUGGUCUUUGUUCGGGAGGCCAUCCAGAGAUUUGAGUCUCUGAGGGGACUGAUCAUCAGUAAGCUACAGGAAGUCUUCCCCUCCAUCAAAGCCAUGAAGAUUCAUAGAGCUGCCUUGUGGAUUUUGGGAGAGUACUGUGAAUCUAAUGAGGAUAUACAGAAUGUGAUGACUAUGAUCAGACAGGCUCUUGGAGAGAUUCCAAUUGUGGAUGAUGAGAUUAAGAAAGCAGCGGGAGAAGUGGAAGAAGAUGAGAUGCAGUCGGGAGGACAGGUACAGAAGCUGGUGACGGCUGAUGGUACCUACGCCACACAGAGUGCAUUUAGUACUGCUUCAUCCUCAGCAAAGAAGGAAGAGAGACCCCCAAUGAGGCAGUACAUGAUGGAUGGAGACUUCUUUGUAGGAGCUGCCCUGGCUACCACACUGACAAAACUGGCCCUGAAGUAUAUUGCUAAUACUCCAGACUUGAAAAGGCAAAAUUCCUUAGUGGCUGAGUCUAUGUUGAUCAUGGCAGCCAUCAUUCAUCUUGGAAAGUCUGGACUGCCCACAAAGCCAAUAACUGACGAUGAUGUGGAUAGAAUAGCCACCUGUCUGAGAGUUCUGGCCGAGAAAACUCCGAUGAUGGGGGAGAUCUUCAACAGAGAUUGUAGACAGUCCCUCUCCAUGAUGCUGACAGCCAAAAUGGAGGAAGAAAAGGAAUUACAAAAGGCCUCUGAGAAGAGAGCUGUGAAGGUACAAGCUGACGAUCCUAUAAUGUUUGCACAGCUUAUUACAGAAUCUGACUGUAGAGCUAGCUACUCUAUAAGUGUACUAGAUAUACUGGUGGUCAACCAGACCUCUGACACAUUACAGAAUCUGACUGUAGAGCUAGCUACUCUAGGUGACCUGAAGUUGGUAGAAAAACCCACACCGAUGACCAUGGCACCCCAUGAUUUCUGUAACAUUAAAGCUAAUGUUAAAGUAGCUUCCACAGAAAAUGGAAUCAUAUUUGGAAAUAUUGUGUACGAUGUCAGCGGAGCAGGAAGUGACCGUAACUGUGUGGUGCUGAACGACAUCCACAUUGACAUCAUGGAUUACAUCGUCCCCGCCUCCUGUGACGACACGGAAUUCCGACAGAUGUGGGCGGAGUUUGAGUGGGAGAACAAGGUGGCCGUCAAUACCAAUGUCUCAGAUCUCGCCGAGUUCUUACAGCACGUCAUCAAGAUGACCAACAUGAGGUGUCUCACUCCUGAAAAGGCAUUACAAGGUGACUGUGGAUUUAUGGCGGCUAACUUGUAUGCCAAGUCUAUCUUUGGAGAAAACGUGCUGGCAAAUCUUAGCAUUGAGAAACCUGCCCAUCUGUUCAGAUAUGCCCCAGUUCAAGGUCACAUCUGAAUCAGGGCAAAAGUCAGGUAAGAGAAGCGA
Saccostrea cuccullata (small rock oyster) is the source of this 2746-nucleotide messenger RNA. RefSeq names its product coatomer subunit beta-like. Gene Ontology annotation, biological process: intracellular protein transport; intra-Golgi vesicle-mediated transport; endoplasmic reticulum to Golgi vesicle-mediated transport. Gene Ontology annotation, molecular function: structural molecule activity. NCBI's taxonomy places the organism in Eukaryota, Metazoa, Mollusca, Bivalvia, Ostreida, Ostreidae. The record is from RefSeq and is a predicted model, not a curated record. Gene Ontology annotation, cellular component: cytoplasm; COPI vesicle coat.